Molecule: messenger RNA, 2415 nt
Organism: Penicillium manginii
Lineage: Eukaryota; Fungi; Ascomycota; Eurotiomycetes; Eurotiales; Aspergillaceae
Exons: 2
Coding region: 1-2415 (804 amino acids)
Biological process (GO): microtubule-based movement
Cellular component (GO): kinesin complex; cytoplasm; membrane-bounded organelle
Molecular function (GO): kinesin binding
Source: RefSeq, a predicted model, not a curated record
AUGUUUGUUGGCCGAGAAGCUGUGAUCCGUGCGAUCAAGGAAAGACAAAGGGCGACCGGCCAGCGUCAUGAGCGAGUGGCAUUGGUGGGGUUAGCCGGCGUUGGAAAAACCCAGACAGCCAUCCAGUAUUCAUAUCACGUGCGAGAAUCCACACCACACACGUGGGUUUUUUGGAUUCACGCCAGCAAUGCGGCGCGGCUGGAGCAGGGCUACCAGCAGAUUGCCGCAGUCGCAGAGAUUCCGGGACGGGACGAUCCGAAGACGAACAUCUUCCAGCUCGUGUAUCAGUGGUUGCUUGAUACACGCAAUGGACCCUGGCUGAUGGUAUUAGAUAAUGCGGAUGACGAUGGUAUCUUUUUCCGUGGUAAUGAAUCCAAUGAACGUGGGCCACUGGUCAGCUUCCUGCCUCAGGCUGCGCAUGGAUCAAUCCUUAUCACAUCGCGAAAUGGUCGUGCGGCACGGAAUCUGGUGGGGACGGAUGGUCAUAUAAUUGAGGUUCAGCCAAUGAAUGAAGAAGAGUCCCUCGUCCUUCUUCGAGUAAGGGUCCCGCCAUCUGGAGACUCUGAAGUGGAUGAGAAGGCACUGGUUCAGGCAUUAGAGUAUAUCCCACUGGCUAUUACACAGGCUGCGGCGUAUAUUACCGCCCGGUUACCUCUUGUUACAGUCUCCACAUACCUUCGGCUAUUCCAUGAGAGCGAGGCGAAGCAGACGCGGCUUCUCCAGAGUGAGGAAUCCACGGAUCUCCGGCGUGAUCCCAGCAUUCGGUAUGCGGUGAUUACCACAUGGCAGCUGUCGUUUGAGCAGAUCCGUCAGGAGCGGCCCGCAGCGGCAGAUUUACUGUCGCUGAUGAGUAUGUUCGAUCGGCAGGGGAUCCCAGAGGACUUAGUGCGCGGGUCUGAACAAGAUGAGCUAGAUUUUCACGAUGCAUUGGUGCCGCUGCUUAAUUAUUCUCUGGUCCGACUGGAAAUGAGUGAAGGACUAUAUGAUAUGCACCGCCUGGUGCAAUUAUCGGUCCGGGCGUGGCUAGACAUACACCAGCAGCUCCAUAGCUGGCAGGCCAAAUCUCGCGUGAUCAUGGCACGGAAAUUUCCAGAUGGCAACUACGAAAGCUGGACGCAAUGCAGAUCGCUUCUUGCGCAUGCCAAAAGUGUUCUGGAGUGUAUGUGUGACAUGAAUGAUGAAGAUAGUUUGAAUGCCGCCGAUCUCUCAUCUAAUUGUGGAUGGUAUCUAGUCCUUCAAGGCACUUAUAAAGAGGCAGAAGUGAUACAUCGACGGGAGUUGGAAAUACGAGAGAAGGUGCUUGGACACGAGCAUCCCUCCACGCUAACCAGUGUCAGUAACCUUGGCUCAGUGCUCUUCAGCCAAGGGAAAUAUGAACAGGCAGAAGCGAUGCAUCGACGGGCGUUGGAAGGAUAUAAGAAGGUGCUUGGACGCGAGCAUCCUGACACGCUCACCAGUGUCAACAACCUUGGCUUAGUGCUUGACAGCCAAGGGAAAUAUGAAGAGGCGGAAGCGAUAUAUCGACGGGUAUUGGAAGCACGAGAGAAGGUACUUGGACACAAGCAUCCCUCCACGCUCACCAGUAUCAGUAACAUUGGCUUAGUGCUCUUCAGCCAAGGGAAAUAUGAACAGGCAGAAGCGAUGCAUCGUCGGGCGUUGGAAGGAUAUAAGAAGGUGCUUGGACGCGAGCAUCCUGACACGCUCAUCAGUGUCAACGACCUUGGCUUAGUGCUUGACAGCCAAGGGGAAUAUGAACAGGCGGAAGCGAUGCAUCGACGGGCGUUGGAAGUACGAGAGAAGGUGCUUGGACGCGAGCAUCCUCACACUCUCAUCAGUGUCAGUAGCCUUGGCAAUGUUCUCUUCAGCCAAGGGGAAUAUGAACAGGCGGAAGCGAUGCAUCGACGGGCGUUGGAAGUACGAGAGAAGGUAUUUGGACGCGAGCAUCCUGACACGCUCACCAGUGUCAAUAACCUUGGCUUAGUACUUGGUAGCCAAGGGAAAUAUAAAGAGACGGAAGCGAUACAUCGACGGGCGUUGGAAGGAUAUGAGAAGGUGCUUGGAUACGAGCAUCCCUCCACGCUCACCAGUGUCAGUAACCUUGGCUUAGUGCUCUUCAGCCAAGGGAAAUAUGAACAGGCAGAAGCGAUGCAUCGUAGGGCGUUGGAAGCACGAGAGAAGAUGCUUGGAUGUGAGCAUCCUGACACGCUCACUAGUGUCAACAACCUUGGCUUCGUGCUCUUUAGCCAAGGGAAAUAUGAACAGGCGGAAGCGAUGCAUCGUAGGGCGUUGGAAGCACGAGAGAAGGUGCUUGGACGCAAGCAUCCUCACACUCUCAUCAGUGUCAGUAGCCUUGGCAAUGUUCUCUUCAGCCAAGGGAAAUAUGAAGAGGCGGAAGCGAUGCAUAACAUGCAUUAG